GCUUAUGGUCAGCGAUUUGCUGAUUACGUGAAACAUCGUAUUCUUGGCUCUCGUACCAUACCGUUGUACAGACUGGGGAAGCAAGGCCCAGAAAUUGGAAGCAGUUACUGCAGGACAUCAAAAAACUGAAGCAAGUUAUUAAUCAAACUUCGGAGCACAGAGUAACAACAUGCUUUACCCCAAGGAGGACAAGGAGAACCGCAUUCUGCUCUACGCGUGCCGGAAUUGUGAUUACCAGCAGGAAGCCGACAACAGCUGCAUCUACGUCAACAAAAUCACGCACGAAGUGGACGAACUGACCCAGAUCAUCGCUGACGUGUCCCAGGACCCCACGUUGCCACGGACCGAGGACCACCCGUGCCAAAAGUGUGGCCACAAGGAGGCGGUGUUCUUCCAGUCACAUAGUGCCCGGGCCGAGGACGCCAUGCGCUUGUACUAUGUGUGUACGGCCCCACACUGUGGCCACCGCUGGACCGAGUGAACCAUCCUUUCCCACGUGUAAUAAAUACUGUGUUCUUUGCGUGCA
This is a messenger RNA of Hyaena hyaena (striped hyena), 526 nucleotides long. RefSeq names its product RNA polymerase II subunit I (gene POLR2I). Gene Ontology annotation, molecular function: DNA-directed RNA polymerase activity; nucleic acid binding; zinc ion binding. The transcript is spliced from 6 exons. NCBI's taxonomy places the organism in Eukaryota, Metazoa, Chordata, Mammalia, Carnivora, Hyaenidae. Gene Ontology annotation, biological process: maintenance of transcriptional fidelity during transcription elongation by RNA polymerase II; transcription initiation at RNA polymerase II promoter; transcription-coupled nucleotide-excision repair. The coding region runs from base 170 to 481 and encodes 103 amino acids. The record is from RefSeq and is a predicted model, not a curated record. Gene Ontology annotation, cellular component: RNA polymerase II, core complex.